AUGGCGGCAGACGGGGAGCCCCUCGACCCUUUGGAUGCAGUGGAUUACGACCCAAUCGAUCACCUAAAUUCCAUCUUUUCACAUCCCUCCACCCUCUCCUCCGUAUCGCAGAUCUCCGACGCCCUCCACACCUACGAAGAUGAAUUGGACGAUGACAUUGGCACCCUGGUGGAGGAUCAGGUCACCUCCAAUGCGGAGAGCGUGGAGCGAAUUCAAACCGCCAAAGCUGAUCUGUCAGAGCUGUUCAAAAAGAUCGACGACGUUCGCGAGCGCGCGAUGAAGACGGAGCAGGCGAUCACGGACAUGACCGCCGACAUCAAACAAUUGGACAAUGCGAAGAAGAACUUGACCCUCUCGAUGACCGCGCUCAAGCGACUGCAGAUGCUCACCACGGCCUACGACCAACUCCAAGCGCUCAGCCGAACUCGACAGUACCGCGAUUGCGCGCAACUUCUUCAAGCAGUCAUCCAGCUCAUGGCCCACUUCAAAUCGUACCGCUCGAUUGACCAGAUCGCGAUUCUGAGCAGGAAUGUAGCGGACAUACAACGGGAUCUUCUGGAGCAAGUAUGUGAGGACUUUGAGAUGGCCUUUUCUAAGGGUGAGCUUGCUCAGAAGCGGGCAAUGCUUGCGGAGGCUUGUUUGGUGGUUGAUGCGCUGGGCGAGCAUGCCCGGUCUAGGCUGGUCACUUGGUAUUGCAAUACCCAACUUCGGGAGUAUCGCCAAGUAUUCCGUAAUAAUGAGGAGGCUGGAUCUUUGGAUAAUAUCUCACGGAGAUACUCGUGGUUCCGUCGCAUAUUGAAGAUCUAUGAUGAAGAGAAUGCGGCCAUUUUCCCAUCCGCAUGGCGAGUCAAUGAGAUUCUAGCUAAUGUCUUCUGUGAAGGCACUCGAGAUGAUUACAAGGGGAUUUUAUCUCGAUCUGUGCGCAGUGGCCAGGCCAUUGAUGUCAACUUGCUGCUCUCUUGCUUACAGGAGACGCUCGAGUUCGAACACUCUCUCGAACGUCGCUUUGCUCCUCCUUCCCGCCAAUCGACAGAUACAUUUGCCUCGGCAGAGAAUCAGAAUCCUACCUUCGGCCAGUCCAUUUCUGAAGCCUUCGAGCCUUAUUUGAGUGUCUGGGUAGAAGCACAGGACAAGCAGCUGGCUGCCCUUUUACCGAAGUACCGCCAACAACCUUUAAGGCCCCCAGAUGACGAAUUCAAUUCACAUACAGUGAUCUCUUCAUCUACAGAGUUAUUCAACUUUUACCGACACUCCUUACAGCAAUGUUCUAAGCUGUCUACGGGAGGCAGCCUUGCGGAGCUGGCAAAGGUAUUUGCCAAAUACUUGGAUCAAUAUGCACAGCAGGUUCUUCUUGACUAUAUAAGUGAGCGUCCGAGCGGUCCCACGCCGCCCAAAAUCCCAUCAAUUGAGGACUUGGUGUCGGUGCUCAACACAGCUGAUUAUUGUUACACCACGUGUAAUCAAUUGGAGGAGAAGAUAAAGGGUCGUUUAGACGAAAGUCUCAAGCAGUCCGUAGACUUGCAAAGUCAAGCGGAUUCUUUCAUGGGCAUUGCAUCUGCCGCUGUACGAGGGCUUGUACGCCAAGUGGAGGUCGAAUUGGAGCCAUCUUGGCGAGAAAUGCGCAACACGCCAUGGAGUAAGAUUGAGGCUGUUAGUGAUCAAAGCUCAUACGUGGGCGAGUUGCUCUCUAGAACCAAAGACAAAGCAGCGGAGAUUCUACAAUUACUACACAAGCAGCAAUACGCAAGGGCAUUUUCAGACCAUUUGGUCGAAUUAAUGUCAAGUCUGUUCAUCAGUAACGUCUUCCAGUGCAAGCCUGUUUCAGAAACUGGCGCUGAACAGAUGCUUCUUGACUCAUUCACAUUAAAGAGUGGCCUCACAUCCCUUCUUCCCUCCCCAGCCCCUGCAGGAUUCGUGAAGCGCGUGAAUUCCAGCUUCUACAAGAUCGAAACUCUACUCAAAACUCUCCAAGUUCGCCCAUCUCCUCCAGAGGCUCUCGUUCAAGCCUACCUGAUUCAUAUUGCGGACCGCAACAACAACAACUUCCGCAAAAUCCUUGACCUCAAAGGUAUCCGCAACCGCCAAGAACAAAACCAUCUCGUGGAACUCUUCCAGCUUCACCGCGCCUCUGAACGCUAUGCCCCCAAUCUACAACAGAGUAACCCCAUGCUCACGGCUAUUCAAGCCCCUGCAGCCACUACAACCGCUAGCUCAGUUUCCCAGGGUCUCGGAUUGAGCGGCGCUUCAGCAAUGCCAUCUCGAUUCGAUGCCUCGAUGCUGGGCUCCGCCAUUAUCUCCGCAGCUAAGGAUGGAGUCGACCUGUUCGGAAACCCCGUAGCGGGUAUUACGGGAUCAACCUCGAACGUCAAUGUAGGAGGUAUAUCUGGUUCCUCGUCGCCGGCUCCACCUAGCGCAGGGCAGCCAUUGAACCAAAUGCAAAGUCCAACUGAGACUAGUGCUGCAGCCAAUCUUAAUGAGAACCUCAAGAACAUUGGAAAGUUCUUCCGUCGGGAUUUGGGUGGGUUUGGAGGUCGGUUUGGCCGUGGUGCCGACGAUUCUUGA
Messenger RNA from Penicillium malachiteum, 2562 nucleotides. Its product is annotated as putative GARP complex subunit Vps53. The record is from RefSeq and is a predicted model, not a curated record. Gene Ontology annotation, cellular component: GARP complex. The transcript is spliced from 3 exons. The coding region runs from base 1 to 2562 and encodes 853 amino acids. NCBI's taxonomy places the organism in Eukaryota, Fungi, Ascomycota, Eurotiomycetes, Eurotiales, Aspergillaceae. Gene Ontology annotation, biological process: retrograde transport, endosome to Golgi.